GUAGUUAAUAUUAAGUUUUCUCUUCAAGGAUUUUUAUUCGUUGUAUUGGUUAUUAAAUUAUUGAUUAAUGUAUUUGAAAGCAACAUAUUUAAAUGAAUAGGAUUGAACUUUUAUCAUUAACUAUUUUUUGAGUAAUCAUCAAAGUACAAAAAUGUCUUCAGAGGAUCCUAAUUCUUGGAGAACACCCACUUUCCGACAAAGCAUGAUAGCUAAAAUAGAAGAAAAUAUACAAAAGUUUCAAAUACCAAUAGUAAAGAAUGCUAGUGAUAUGGAAAAUCAUGUAUUUAUGAAAGCCAAAACAAAGGAGGACUACUUGGGCUUUGUUGCUAGACUAAUUUUACAUAUUUCUCAAAUGAAUAAUAAAAAACCUGCUGGAACAAUGGCACCAGGAGCAAGUAAUACAAAUGCAGGAGUUCAACAAGGUAUGCCAGAUCCAAUUGGAGCAUUACAAACUUUAGCUCGUCAAGGUACAGGUAAUAAUGCAAAUAUGGGAAUGCCAGGAGGUCCAGGUCAAAGUCCACAAACUAUGGUUUCUCAACAAGCCCCAGGUACCAACACUGCUACAAAUCUCCUCCAAAGUUUAAAUCAAAGGCCUGGACAACCGAUGAAUAUGCCUGGAAUGCACAAUAAAAUGUCAGGAAUGAGUAUGAUGUCAGGUCAACCUGGGUGUCCACCAAUGGCUGUAAAUCAAAUGGGUCAAAUGCAAAAUAUGCAAGGAAAUCCAAUGUUAGCUCAAAUAAAUCAAAUGAAUCAAGCCAGUAUAGGACAACAAAUGGGAGCUCAGCCGGGUCAACCACAGCAAAUGGGUGGAGCACCAAUGAAUGUAUCGCAAAUAGGACAAAAUCAAAUGCAGGCUAUACAGAAUCAAAUGCAAAACCAAAUGGGAGGGCAUCAAUUAGGAGGGUCGAUUAACACUGGAAUGCAACCAGUUAUGACACCUCAACAAGGGCCGCAACAGCAGCAGCACAUGAAUCAAAUAAAUUCUGCACAAAUAGCUGCAAAUCAAUUAUCACAGACACAACUCAGUCAUUUACAGCGGAAACCAGUUGAGAUGAUGAACGCUGGAUUUCCAGGACCAAGGAAUGUCACACCAAAUCAAUUUUUGAGACAAAGCCCAUCACCUUCUGCUCCAAGUCCUGGAGGACUUGGAGCACCAACGCAAACAAAUCAAAUGGUAGCAUCACCAGCUUUAGUACCAUCUCCUAAUACUCAACAUACAAUGCUUGCUGGAGCGCAGCGUUCUGUAGCAAUGGCUCCUUCACCAAGUAGUUCAUUAAAUACACCUGCUGGUGCACUUGGUGCAACUCCUAGUCCAUUGCAAGAUGAUCAAACUUCUCAAGCAUACAAAGAUAAAGUUCGAAAACUUAGUAAAUAUAUAGAACCAUUAAGAAAAAUGAUUUUAAAAAUGACUAACGAAGGAACAGAUACUGAAAAAAUGAGUAAGAUGAAAAAACUUUUAGAAAUCUUAACAAAUCCUAGUUCAAGUACAAAAUUAGAUGUAUUACAGAAAUGUGAAGUAGUCUUAGAAAAAAUGGAUUUUAAGAAACUAGAAGCGGUAGGCCCUACAGUUCCGACUACAUUAAAAGAGCAUCAUUUUUUUACUCCUCUCUUAGAAGUAGUAAAUACACUCUUGCAGAGUCCAGUAGCCAAUCAUACUCUUCAUCGAACUUUCGGCCCAUGCUUAGAGGCACUAUUUGGACCAGAAAUUAAAAAUCUACCACCUCCAUUAAAGAAACAAAGGACUGAAGAAACUUCUUGUGAAAUACCUGAUGUUUUGCAGGGAGAAAUAGCUCGGCUAGAUCAACGAUUUAAAAUAAGCCUUGAUCCAGCGCAACAAAAUGGUUCGAAAUGCAUCCAGCUGAUUUGUUGGUUGGAUGAUAAGCAUUUACCGUGCGUACCACCUGUUCUCGUGAUCGUACCCACGGACUAUCCAACCAUCCCUCCACGUUGCGUUCUAACAAGCCAUGAAUAUACCACGACUUACCUUAGUGCAGUGCAAAAGGGCCUAGACGCACGAUUAGCUAAGUUACCCAAAAGAUUCUCAGUGUCACAACUAUUGGAUACUUGGGAAAUGAGUGUACGCCAGGCCAGCGCACCCAAAGCUUACAAUCAACACGUCGGUGUCUCGAUCGCAGCCAUGUUAACUGCUUCAACUGUGACGACUGCAACGACAACCACAACAACUGGAGUAUCAGUACCGGCUACAACAACAGCCUCCAAUGUAACUAAUGCCUUGGUUAAUGACAUAUCCACAAACAGCAUGAUUACAAUUUCUGGGUCUUAAAAGAUUUUCUAAAAUUUUGUAUAAUAGAGUAAUCUCUUUAUGGAAACUUGCAUUUUUUUUUU
Ceratosolen solmsi marchali is the source of this 2346-nucleotide messenger RNA. It is a transcript of the gene MED15, whose product is annotated as mediator complex subunit 15. The transcript is spliced from 12 exons. Bases 152 to 2284 code for a protein of 710 amino acids. Gene Ontology annotation, molecular function: transcription coregulator activity. NCBI's taxonomy places the organism in Eukaryota, Metazoa, Arthropoda, Insecta, Hymenoptera, Agaonidae. Gene Ontology annotation, biological process: regulation of DNA-templated transcription. The record is from RefSeq and is a predicted model, not a curated record.